AUGUGCGCGCCUGCGACUCGACUCUGUCCUAGGCGUGGUAAAGAUAUAUGGGGAAGAAAACGAGAAGAACCGCAAAAGCGAGAAGAAAAUGCAGGCGACAAGAGAACAGACACAACUGGAGGCCCAGGCGAUGCAGACAAAUCGGACAACCAGAAAUCAGAACCAAUCCGAGAGAUGCAUGGAAAAAAAUAUGAAGAACUAAGCAAGGAAAUUCAAGCGGAGAUUGCAGUUUUGGAGGAAGAAAAACAACUUAUCGAUAGAAGAAUUGAAACGCUCUGGAUGAGACAAGAAAACAAAAGGAUGCACUCUGCAGCCAACACAGAUCAAGGACGACGCGUUAAAUUUCUACAAAAAAUGGCCGCGGAAACGGAGCACAUAGAGUAUCCGGAUGAAGAUGACAGCAAGGACCAUUGGAAACAAAAAUUAAAUCGUCUGCUCAGCAAAAGCAAAAGUGGAAAGAAAUCAGACAACGAAGCUUCCAACGAGGAUGGUGAUGGCAAAAGUGGAGAGAACAAAGACAAUGCCAAGGAAGGUGACAAAUCUGGUGGCGAUGGGAAAGAUAAAAGUGGAAAAGGCGAUGAUGGGAAAAAAGACAAGGGUGGCAAGGGGGGUGAUGACAAAAGUAGAAAAGGAGGUGGAAAAAAAGGUGGUGGCAAAUAUGGUAGAAGAAGAGGAAGAGGAAGGGGCCGAGGUAGAGGCCGAAUUUACGGAGGUAAGAAAUCAAAAUUCGAACAGGAUAUUUCAUAA
Messenger RNA from Helobdella robusta, 747 nucleotides. RefSeq lists its product as hypothetical. The coding region runs from base 1 to 747 and encodes 248 amino acids. Lineage: Eukaryota; Metazoa; Annelida; Clitellata; Rhynchobdellida; Glossiphoniidae. The record is from RefSeq and is a predicted model, not a curated record. The transcript is spliced from 2 exons.